Actinia tenebrosa (Australian red waratah sea anemone) is the source of this 1054-nucleotide messenger RNA. Its product is annotated as centrosomal protein of 83 kDa-like. NCBI's taxonomy places the organism in Eukaryota, Metazoa, Cnidaria, Anthozoa, Actiniaria, Actiniidae. The record is from RefSeq and is a predicted model, not a curated record.
AUGGAUGAAUCCAUGGAAAAAGAACAGCCGGACGACUUUGAUAGGCUGGUGGAACUAUUACCCGAUUGUGAUCCUAAGAAAGCAAUAAUGUUAUUUGAUGAAGACAAUGAAUGGGGUAAAGAAAUAAUCCUGGGCAGACUUCCAAGAAGCGGCUCUAAAGUCUACGUAAUAAAAGAUGAGAGAGGAAGGUUCUUUGCCGACCCUAAGAUUCCUACGACUUUAAAACAAGCCAUUGGGAAACCUAAUUUAGCAAUACAGGAGCAAAUGUCCGAGGAGCAAAUAAACAUCGAAAGGCGAAACGAGGAAAUUUCUACCCUUGAAGAGGAAAAGCUUGCGGAUAUAACCUACAUUCGAAGGGAAAAAGACGCGGAAAUAGAAAGGCUCGUGAACAGAAUCAAGGACGUGACAUAUGACCGCGGGGGAGAAAUGCAAGAACUAACCGACGAACUACAAACUGCGAAGAAGGAAAAGGACACAAUAAAUAAAAGAUAUGAGGCAGUCGAAAAAGAGCUUAACGACGUCAAAGCAAAACAGGCUGAAACAAUGCAGUCCUUUAAGGAUGCCGUGGAAGUAGCAAAGGGGUUGGAUGAAAGGCUUGUAAAUUCAGUCAAUGCCUUUGCGGAAGCCGAACAGGAAGGCAUACAACUGCGAAAUCAAAUUGCCUUCAAAGACGAGCAAAUUCGGCAAUUAAGUGGUGCCGUCGAAGACUUAGAACAUCACGCCAACGUGCAGCGGGAAAUAAUAGCUGACCAAACACGCCCCGAAGAAGAGCGGGCAGCUGCAGAGAGGGAAUUGGAAACUACGCUGGAAAAACUCGAAGAGGUAAAAACGGAACUUGCCACCGCAGAGCGGGAACGGGGGCUUACCACCAAGGAAAAGAUAAAAAGACUCCUGGUGAAGUAUGGUAUUCCUCUUGCAUUCGCGGUCGCUAUUAGCACCGUAGUAGGAGUAAUCUUGUCCGCGCUUAAGGCUACGUGCGCAGGCGUAAAGAAAUUAGGCAAUGGGCUGACGAACUUAGGGAAAAAGAUGGCAGCCGGCUUGCCUGGGCUGCUUG